AUGGCAUCGAUUGCAGUUGUUUUCGAGCUUGAGCAUGCUGAGACAAAGAUGGGUCAGGCAGUUGCUGUUGUUGGUCGCCACACUGAAAUGGGAAACUGGAAACCAGGACACCGACUUUCCACCACUCCGUUGGGAUACCCAAGGUGGAUCAUGGCUGCUCCUUUAUGGAUAGGAUCCAAUGGGACCGUGAAGUUGGAGUACAAAUAUGUGAGGAUGUAUUCGACUGAAUGUCCUGACUGGGAGGCGGGAAAGAACCGAGAGCUUGAGCUUGGUCCUGUGCCCGCUGGCAGCCACGUCUGGGUUAUCAGGGACAGGAAGUGGGGAGCAACAGAUUUGCUACCGAAUAUUGUCCCGUGCUCCCUGGAAGAGCUUAUUUCCAGCCGGAAUGAGGUUGAUCCCAAAUGGUGCCCCAAGGUGAGAGAUCGUCCUCUGAUACCAAAGCUUCAGCUGCCAACGCCUGACAUGCGCCACUACCGGAAGGGUACCGAGGCCAAGCCAGGCUCCGCACAGCCGAGUCAAGGCAGCAUAGACAGCACAGCUUCCAGCGAGUUCGGUGAGGUGAGUGAGGACAGCUGCGAAUCAUCGCCAGACAAAAUUUCCAGGUGUCGACGUGAAGUCGCAGCUUGCACGCUGCAGCAGCUAGAGGCUGCAUUUGCCCACACUGACGAGGUCGAGCUCGAAAGUUUGCGCCGCGAAAACGCCGCGCUUCGGGCAGUGCUGCGAUGCCUUGCUGCUGGGGAUCUCGAGGUGGCCGACCAAAGGACCAAGGAGCGUCACGUCAUCGUGCGCACAGCAUCGCUGCUGCCAGAAGAGGUCUGGUCUUUUGCCUUUGCAUCACCUGAGUUUGCUUCAACGCCACCCUGUCCCUAUGCAGAGGGACUGGAGGCAUUGCGGGCAUGGCGCCAGCGCAACGAAGAGCUGUGUUGCGCGCAGACAACUGAGGAGGGCUUCCAUUGGGAUUGGCCACUGUCUCGCUGUGAGCGGAAGCAACGCCUGCUGCUGGCAGAGAAUCGCCUGCAGGCAAUCGAAGGCCAAGAGCUUCUGGAAGAGAUAGUCCAGGAGAAUGCAGCUGAGCGUCAGGAACUGGCAGAGAUCAUGAAGGUGUUGGAGAAGCAAGCGGCGAAGAAUCGCAAAGGCUUGGCUGACAAGGAGAACUUCAUG
Cladocopium goreaui is the source of this 1161-nucleotide messenger RNA. Lineage: Eukaryota; Dinophyceae; Suessiales; Symbiodiniaceae. The record is from the annotation of a GenBank genome assembly.